AUGGCUGUGAACGGUGGCUCUCGCGACUACUGGAGAGAUGAUGAAAUAGUGGUGGACCGCGAUGGGAUUCCCCAUUUCACAGGGGCGGCCCCACAGCUGAUGCGAGAGUACAGGCGCAGAGUUCUCUUUGCCUUCAACAACCUGGAAGGCAGCGGCGACGAUGAAGAGAAAGAGCGGAAGAGCUUGGCCAAGAAGAAGAAGCGUUUCGGGAGGAAGCUCCUGGAUGCCUUGCAUGGAGAGGCCUUCCGGGCCUGCCAGGACCUGAUGUUGGAGGCCGAGAAGCUCCAGGAGCCCGAGGGCUACAAGCUCAUCUUUGCCAAGCUCCAGCAGAUCGAGAAGGCGGGCGUCAUCAAGAAGACCGAGGCCUUCGACCAGUACUUUGACAAGUGCUUCCGGAGGAAGGGGCAGUCGAUUGACAGCUAUCUUCGCCAAAGGAAGCAGGACUGGAGCGAUCUACAGGAUGUCGCCGAGGGAGUGACCAUGAGCGAGGAAUUGCAAACCUACUUCCUGCUGAAGAACAUCGGCCUCAGCCGGGAGGAUAAGAGGCAGAUCUUGCUCGCCAACCAGAGCGCCUACACCAUGGAGGGCGUCGAGAAGGCACUUCGUGUCAGCUUUUUCGACGUGCAUGAAAGAGAGAAGCGCGAGUGGCAAGGCAAUGCAAAGCCCAAGGGCGGCGGAAAAGGUUUUGGACGGCGCCACUUCGCCCACCCCGUCGAGGACGAGCCCGAGGAGUACUUCGCCGAGCCCGGCCUUGACGACUACGACGACGGCGGCCAGCAGGACUAUGCCCACGUUGUCGUGGACGAGAGUGCGGAGGCGGAAGCCGAGGUCUCCGAUGCCGGGGCCAGUGGUUUUCUUCGACCACGGGAAGGCAGCAGCGGCAUGAGCGAGGAAAAGAAGCAGGCCAUUGCCCGAGAAAAGGCCCGCAGCCGUUGCGCAGCGUGUGGUCGUUUGGGACAUUGGGCAGGGGACAGCGCCUGCCAGAAAGGGAGCGCAGGAGGCAAGAAAGGUUCCAAGAAGGGUCGUGGAGCAGACCGCGGCCAAGGCAAAUCAAAGGGCGCCGGGAAAGCCUAUGCCGUCUUUCAGGAGCCCCGCUUCUUUAGCCUGGAGAGCCUCGAUGACGAUGCCGACGGCUUCUGCAACAUGGUCGCCCCCGACCUCGAGGAGGACACCGAGAAAGGGAAGAUGGAGCAGGACAGCGGGUACACCGAGACCGACGACAAGCGGAAGAUAAGAGAUAGCCCCGGCUCCUCGAGCAGUGGCUGGGAAGAAGUGUGCCCACCUCCUUUUCCGAGCGGUGGCGAUGGAGGCGGCUACGGGCGGCUGCCGCCCGACCUUUUGCCAGUGACGGUCCCCGACCACAGCCCGAAGAAGGACAGUCAGGAGCUGGUGGUCACGGUGCCCCGGGACAAGAUCGAGGUGAAGAACGUGACCAGCUACCGGGACGUGAUCCCCAAGAGCAUUGCCCAGCUUCGGCUUCGAGAGCUGCAGUCCGACUGUGACCGAUGGCAAGUGCAAUCCGCCGGCAACAAGGCCGUGCUUCAGCGGCUGUUGCGCCUUUACCGUGGCGAGCCCGUGCUCAAGAGAGACUCCGAGCAGCAGCGGCACGGCGGCCCCAGUCACGAAGGAGGGCCCAACGACCUAUCCGAGGACAGUGGCGGAGAAGAUGGUCGAUCCGCGGUCUGGCGAAGCACGCCCAGGCCCGAGCACGACAGCCGUGAGGCCGAGACGCGGGAGUUUUCACCUUCUUUGCCCGAGCUUGACUAUGGCAACGGCAAGGGAGCAGCAUGGUUCUGGAAUUCAGGGACCGAUGGUGAGCCCAACACCCUCGACAAAGACACCGCGCACUGUUUUCAGAAUUUGUUUGAGAAUUCGUUUUGCAACAUGGCCGGCUCCAAGACGGGGCGGCGCAACCUCGAUGAGGAAGAGGGGCAGGUGAAUGAGGCCAAGGUCGCGCUGUUGGAUACGGCAUGCACUUCGUGCUUGCAUUCAAGGAGCUGGAGGGAAAUGUACUCACAGACCUUGCCAACAGGAACCAGGUGCGAGGAGACCGCGACCCGGAAGAGCUUCCACUUUGCCAACGGAGCCAGCACGAACGACAAGCUGGUGGUCUGGAGAGUGCCGAUAUACCUCGGCGGCUUGGCUGGAGAGGUUUUCUCGGCCGAAGUGAAUCAAGGCAGCACCCCUUUGUUGCUGUCGAUCCCGGCCCUGGACGCCCUGGACGCAGUGAUGCACAUGAAGGCCCGCCACGUGGAGCUCAAGGCCCUUCAGCUUGACGUGGAGAUGCUCGUCACCAGGACCGGGCACUUAGCAGUGGAAGUCGCUUAUAACCCCGAGCUCCCGAAACCCAAGGCAAGAACAGACAGCGCUGGCCCACCGAGAGCGCUAUCUGAAGUUGCGGACCUCAUGGUCUACUUUGCCGAGGAAGCCGAGUACCCGCUUCUUUGUCAACUGGCUGCACCCGACCCAAGUGCCUUUGCGACGGUGGCCGUCCAGAAGCGGGUGCCUAUGCUCGGCCCACGGGGAGUUCGCCCCGGUGAUGUUCUCAGAGAGCUGCCUGCCCGAAGGGCCCAGGAACUGCAGAGGAACGCCGGCCGAGCACGACGGCGAGACCAGAGGACCUGGGCAGCGGUGAGAAGGAGCUAUUCUUUGGCAGAGCAGUUCUGCACCAAUGGCUUCCGGGACUCGGUCAUCUACGAGCCCUUUGCCGAAACCUUGGCCCUGACAGUUCUGGCGGCCGAGGACCAUGGAUGGACCUGCACCCAGCCAAGCUACAACCUGGACGGUUAUGAUGUGACGUCGGUGCCCAGCAAGGAGCUCCUUUCGAAUGUCCUGGAGAAGCACCGGCCCUACCUCGUGGCGAUCCUUCCUUCCAGCCGCCUCUGGGGGCUCUUAGAGGAGAUCGGCGGUGAAGUUUCAGCCGAGACGGGUGCCCAACAAAGAGGCACCAAGGUCCUACAGCUGAUUCGUUGGAUCUGCCGUGAACAAACCAAAGCCGGGAGAUAUUACUUGAUCUCCGGCCCGGUCAGCUCCAAGGCCUGGCGUUUUCGAGGAAUUUUGCAGAAGGCGGCGGAGAUGGGUGCCGAUAUGGUGCCAAAGCGCACGCCCAGGAGAAGGGGACAGGCCCUGCGCGACGGUCCCUUCCAAAGAAGCUUGGCCGAGAGAUAUGCCAAAGGCCUUUUGGACACCAUGCGGCUGGACUAUGCCGUGGCCAUGUCUUACCAGGAGGGUGCCUUUUGGACGGACGCGGCCUACCCCGUGGACAUGGAGCUUGACGAGGACGAGGCCGACGAGGACUUCGAGGAGGUGUGGGAAGAUGAAUGGAGAUUGGAGCCUGAUGGGCGCAUGGUUCGGAUACACCGGAUGGGACGCGCCGAGAGCACGAAGAUGACUGGCACCAAGCCUCGUGGGACCCGAGCGGCGUGGUCAAUGGACUUCACCUGGACCGGAGAAACGGAGUUUCAGUUGGCUGGUUCUCCCCUGGGCCCUUCUAAUGGCGGCGCGGACCCCGGAGAAGACAGCACACAGAGACCACAACCACCACCAGAUCAGGGGUCCAAUGUGGGCGAGUCAGCGAUGCCUUUUGACUCCGCCGCCUACGAGCCCAGCGAAGACUAUGAGCCAAGCGUACCAGAUCCUGAUGCACCACAAGUUCCUUUACCGCCCGGCUAUGGUGAGCAGAGCUUAGUUGAGAUUUCAGCGGACGCCGGAGAAGGCACACAGAGACAACAACCACCACCAGAUCAGAGGGUCCUUCGUCGCAGACAGAGAACUAGGCAGCUGCAGCGUGGCUUCUGGUCUGAGUCGUCCCACGAAGAGACCGUACAGUUGCUCGAGGGGACCCUUGACUACAUCCAGCAGGAGGGCACAGAGGGCUGGAACAAGAUCAAUCUCGACAGCGACCUGGGGAAGGCGUGGGCCUCCUUGGAGAGCGCCAGUGCCGAUGUGACCUUGAUCCUUUGCUCCACUAGUGCCCGGCGACUUAAGAAACCACAACCACAUGCUGGUCCCCAUGAAGUUCCUUUGCGGAAGUCUUUCGUACUACUUGGUGGUGGCACGGCCCUGACCACGGACUGGGAGCAAUGGUACUCGAUGUCACCCUCAGCACAGAUCAGGCCGAUCGUGGCAAGAGGCCGCCGACUCUAUGUGGCAGUGUUUGGCAAGGAGGUCGGCGAGGCCGAAGGCGAGCCCGAGCCCGACCGGCUACAACAAAAGGAGCAGGCGAGAGAUCGGCAAUGGCAAGCUUUACCUCGAGAGCUCAAGCUGGCCAUCAAGCGGGUGCACGAGAACCUAGGCCAUGCCGGCCAGCCAGCGAUGUUGCGAGCAUUGCGCAUCGCUCGCGCGUCUGAAACGGCUAUAAAAGCAUGUCGUUUGUUUCGAUGUCCCGAGUGCCCUCGACUCGCAGAGCCAAAGCAUCCGAGACCAUCCAAAUUGCCGGUUGCUAGCGAAUUUAACGUGAUGAUCGGCCUCGACGUCUUGACUGAGAAGGACUCUGCGGGGUAA
Molecule: messenger RNA, 4503 nt
Organism: Symbiodinium sp. CCMP2456
Lineage: Eukaryota; Dinophyceae; Suessiales; Symbiodiniaceae
Source: the annotation of a GenBank genome assembly